This is a messenger RNA of Carassius gibelio (silver crucian carp), 978 nucleotides long. RefSeq names its product odorant receptor 131-2-like. Gene Ontology annotation, cellular component: membrane. Lineage: Eukaryota; Metazoa; Chordata; Actinopteri; Cypriniformes; Cyprinidae. Bases 1 to 978 code for a protein of 325 amino acids. The transcript has a single exon. Gene Ontology annotation, molecular function: G protein-coupled receptor activity. The record is from RefSeq and is a predicted model, not a curated record. Gene Ontology annotation, biological process: G protein-coupled receptor signaling pathway.
AUGAACUUAACCCAAUACACCAAUUUGAGCAGCACGCCUAAUUCGAACGAAGGAAAUCAGAAGCUUUUGCUGGUGCAGGUGCUGGUGGGGAUUCUUCUCUAUGUGAACGGACUGAUGAUUUUCACUUUUUUGAAGAAAGAGGCCUUCAGGGAAACGCGCUACAUUCUGUUUGCUCAGACUCUUUUUGCUGACUCUGCUCUUAUGCUGUUGACUGAUUUAACCCUCAUGGGGUCAUUUUACCAGUACCCUGUGCAUAUAAUUCCUUGCUAUAUCUUCUGCACACUUACAUCUUUGGUCUCUGUUGUUUCACCCAUGACUCUUGUCGCCAUGUGUUUGGAGCGCUAUGUAGCCAUAUGUAUGCCUUUAAGACAUUCUAGCAUCUCCACCCCUAAAAACACCUUCAUUGGGCUUCUCGUCAUAUGGAGUGUCAGUUUUAUCAUCCCAUUGUUUAUUUUCAUAGUCUGUUUUGUCUAUAUUCCUCCUGGUUUCUUGCGCAUUUAUGUUGUGUGUACAGUGGAGGCCAUGUUACAGAUAAAAUGGCUGGCAGACAUGAGAGCGACGAGUCUGCAGCUCUUAUUCAUCAUGAUGUUCAGUAUUAUUGUCUCCACCUACAUUAAGAUUAUGUUGGCGGCCAGAUCUGCCUCAGAGAAGAAAAACUCAACAAAUAAGGGUCUCAAAACUAUAGUUCUCCAUGGUGUUCAGCUGCUUCUGUCUAUGAUGCAGCUUUUAAUCCCUUACAUAGAAAUGCCUUUAUGGAAAGUAAAUGUCAUGCUGUUUGUGAAUGUAAGAUACUCAAAUUUCAUCUUGUUUUUGAUCUUGCCUCGUUGUUUGAGUCCCUUAGUUUACGGAUUAAGAGACAAAAAGUUUUAUAAUGCUCUUAAAUAUUAUGCCUUUUGUGGCAUUUUGGCAUGUAAUAAGCACAAAAUAAGAGAUGGAAAGACCUUUAGAGGAGUAGUAAGCAUUUCCAUACACAAUUAA